UAAAGCGUUGAGUAGGCUUAGUGAUAAUUUUCAGUUGCAAUCAACGCGCCAACGACGACACAUCAUGGGGAAUAUCGCGUUGCUGAUGGUGCUGGCUGGGAUUAUCAGUCAUGUACAAGGACUUGUUCACGAUACUAUGAAAGGUAGAAGGUUUAUAUGCCAUUACACGACUUGGUCGCGUACUAGGCAGGAUGAUGCCGCGUUCAAUAUCGAGGAUAUACCGGGUGAAUUAUGCUCCCACAUGGUGUACAAUUUUGUGGGAAUCGAUGAAAAAUCGUUCGAACUUACUUCAUUGCAACCGGAGUACGAUUUUGGUGAAGAGGGAUUUCGGCGAUUCACAGAGCUGAAAAACAAAUUCCCAAAUUUGAAAUUAUUGGCGGCUGUUGGCGGUUGGGGACACGGUGGAGAGAAAUUUAGUAAAAUGACCGAGUUCCGCGAGAGACGAAUGCGGUUUGUGGCGAGCGUGGUGAAGUUUUUGCAUAGACAUAGAUUCGAUGGUUUGGAGAUAGUGUGGUUAUAUCCGGGGAAUUUCGAUCGCGGUGGUAACAUUACCGAUAAGGACAACUUUUACUACUUAGUUAGAGAGUUGGCGAAAGCUUUCCGGGAAGCUGGCAAAGAUUGGGAAGUAAGCGUGCAAGUUCCAGCGGACAAGUCGCGAAUAGAUGUUGGAUACCAGAUAGAUGCAUUGUGCGAAGCAGCUGAUUUCAUUCAUGUCAUUGGUUACGACUUACGUGGCUGGUGGAACAACUUUGCAGACGUACACAGUCCAAUGCAGGACCGUCCCCACGACGAGGGUAACUUUGUCGGAUUGAACGUCGUCAGCGGAAUCGAGCAAUGGAUGCAUGGCGGCUGCCCUGCCAGUAAAAUUGUUUUGGGCGUUCCACUUUUCGGAAGAACGUAUCUUCUAAGUAGCCCGGAGGACAAUAGUGUCGGUGCCCCAACGAUAGGGGCAGGAUCGGCCGGGGAAUUCACCAACGAAGCUGGCUAUCUAGGCUAUUGCGAAAUUUGUCAGAUUCUUCCAAACAUGACCUCUCGAUGGGACGAUCUCGCACAGUGUCCGUAUGCGUUUAGCAGUGAAGAGUGGAUCGGAUACGAAGAUGAGCGAUCAUUGCGGGCCAAAAUCGAUUGGGCAGUUAAGAACCGUUUGGCCGGGAUUUACGCCUUCUCACUGGAUCUAGAUGACUAUAGGGGGCACUGUGGAAAACCAUUUCCGCUGACCACAGUACUUCACAAAUAUUAUGAAGAAACCAGACACGAGUCGUUCGUAACGUGGCCUUAAACUAGAGAUGAGAUAAAAAUAUGUGAUUUUAUUUAUAUUCAUAAGAUAAACUAUGCAAUGCAACGGCCAAAAGUCGUGUCGUAAACUAUUUAUUUAAACUAUAAAUAAAUUCUAGCCGCAAGCGCCAAGCGAAUA
Molecule: messenger RNA, 1414 nt
Organism: Sabethes cyaneus
Lineage: Eukaryota; Metazoa; Arthropoda; Insecta; Diptera; Culicidae
Product: endochitinase-like
Exons: 3
Coding region: 65-1279 (404 amino acids)
Biological process (GO): chitin catabolic process; carbohydrate metabolic process
Cellular component (GO): extracellular region
Molecular function (GO): chitinase activity; chitin binding
Source: RefSeq, a predicted model, not a curated record